Molecule: messenger RNA, 447 nt
Organism: Cooperia oncophora
Lineage: Eukaryota; Metazoa; Nematoda; Chromadorea; Rhabditida; Trichostrongylidae
Source: the annotation of a GenBank genome assembly
AUGGCUUCUAUGGAAAUGCACUCGUUCACUCGUGAUCCACUACUGGACAAUCAGGUUCCAGACCUGGUCGAGGAACGAAUUAAUACUGCAUAUGGAAAGGUCAAAAUAUCAAUCUAUGGGAAUCGCAGUAAACAUCCUCUCAUCACAUUUCACGACCUUGCACUUGAUUCUGACAGCAAUUUUCAAAACUUCUUCCAAUUUGUUUCGAUUGCUGAAUUCACAGAGAAGUUUUGUAUUUACAACAUUAAUGCUCCGGGGCAGGAAGUAGAUGCUCAACCACUCCCAGACACGCUUCAAUCUGUCAUUGCCUUUGGUGUCGGCGUUGGAGCCAAUGUACUUCUCAGAUAUGCGGUUAGUUUACUUCAUCUUAGUCAUAGGAUCGAGGAAGAGAAAGAAAGUGCUGAUAGUGGUUCUGAAAAUAGAAAUGGAAGCAGCCAUCUCUGGUGA